AAGUGAGCGGGCGUACUGUUAUUUUGCUCUUCAACGCACGCGUCUUCAGCGGAGUAUAAAAACCAAUUUAAUGCGGGCGGCAAAUUAAGAAAAAAUAAAAGAAGAGAAAAAGUAUAUACUAAAUAUAAAAUAAAACGCAGUUUAAUUAACUUUCGAGGAGUGUGCUCCAGCGUGUGUGUGUGUGUGUACGAAGCAGCUAAACGUUAUAACUGAACCGAUCGAUCAUCAUUUGUGCUAAAAUAUAUAUAAGCUGGUGGCUAGGCAAUUUGCUCUUCAUACUCCACCCACAACAACAACACUCUAUCUCUGUCUCUCUCUCUCUUUGUGUGUGUGUGUGCGCGCGUGUGACAGAGCUGGAAGUGCUCUCCACUCCAGUGUCAUCCAUUGACCACCACCAAUUCCUUAAUCAUCUCCGCAUUUGAAGAUCAUUGCCACACAAAAAGAGAAAGAGAGUUGCAAAAAAAGCCAUCAAGAUGUUCAUCGAAGAUGAUGCGCAAAUGGACAGUUUCUGGGUGCAGAGCGCAAUUGGUGCCAUCAAGGCAAUUGCAUUCGUUUAUGAUAUCAUAACGCUGCCGGUCUAUUUGGUAUUGCAGGCGCCAUGGAAACGUCGACAGGACUCGAGGCGUGUGAAGGCCAAAGUCAUCAAGAAUGAUGAUAAUGAGCUAACAUACAGGACCACGGAACCACCACGUGAUGUCCAUGUGAAGAUGCUACAAGAGAAUAUCGAUACAUUGGAGAAGGUCUUCAAUUAUGUGGCAAAAACUCAUUCAUCCAAACGUUGCCUGGGCACCAGGCAAAUCCUUAGCGAGGAGGAUGAAGUGCAGCCAAAUGGUCGUGUCUUUAAGAAAUACAAUAUGGGCGAUUACAAAUGGAAGAAUUUCACCGAAGCGGAACGCAUGGCAGCUAGUUUUGGACGUGGUCUACGUGAAUUGGGACAGAAACCUCGUGAGAAUAUUGUGAUCUUUGCCGAAACGCGAGCGGAAUGGAUGAUUGCGGCCCAUGGUUGUUUCAAACAGGCCAUGCCCAUUGUUACCGUCUAUGCCACUUUGGGAGAUGAUGGUGUGGCUCAUUGUAUCUCGGAAACGGAAGUAACCACAGUGAUAACCUCUCAUGAUCUAUUGCCCAAGUUCAGGACUUUGCUGGCUCAGUGCCCAAAUGUGACUACCAUUAUCUAUAUGGAGGAUCAGCUGCAUAAGACAGAGACCACAGGCUUCAAGGAGGGUGUCAAGGUUUUGCCAUUUGCUCAGGUUGUCAAAACGGGUCAGGACUCUAAAUUUGAGAAUGUGCCACCAAAGGGCGAUGAUAUUGCCAUUAUUAUGUACACUUCUGGUUCGACUGGCACACCAAAAGGUGUACUUUUGUCGCAUAAAAAUUGCAUUGCCACCAUGAAGGGUUUCUGUGAUAUGGUGCCAAUUUAUCCAGAUGAUGUUCUAAUUGGUUUUCUGCCAUUGGCUCAUGUUUUCGAAUUGGUUGCCGAGAGUGUUUGCCUAAUGACGGGCGUAUCCAUUGGUUAUUCAACGCCAUUGACACUGAUCGAUACGAGUAGCAAGAUAAAGCGCGGAUGCAAGGGAGAUGCCACCGUAUUGAAACCAACUUGCAUGACUUCGGUGCCAUUGAUACUUGAUCGCAUUUCCAAGGGCAUUAACGACAAGGUCAACUCUGAUUCGGCAUUCAAGAAGGCAUUAUUUAAAUUUCUUUAUCAGUACAAAGUGAAAUGGAUAACACGAGGCUAUCUAACGCCCUUGAUUGACAAAUUGGUCUUUAAGAAAGUGGCUAAAUUAAUGGGUGGACGUGUCCGGAUUAUGAUGUCUGGUGGAGCUCCUCUAUCAUCGGAUACACAUGAACAGAUUAAGACAUGUUUGUGUGUGGAUUUGAUUCAGGGUUAUGGUCUAACAGAGACUACAUCGGGAGCUACAGUAAUGGAUUAUCGUGACAUGACCUAUGGACGCACUGGUGCCCCCUUAACUGUCUGCGAUAUACGUUUGGUCAACUGGGAGGAGGGAAAUUAUCGCAUUACAAACAAACCCUAUCCCCAAGGAGAAGUUUUAAUUGGUGGCGAUUGUGUAUCACAGGGUUAUUAUAAAUUGCCUGGCAAGACCAAUGAAGAUUUCUUCGAGGAAGAUGGUCGUCGGUGGUUCAAAACUGGUGACAUUGGUGAAGUGCAAAGUGAUGGUGUACUUAAAAUUAUUGAUCGCAAGAAGGAUCUCGUUAAGCUGCAGGCCGGCGAAUAUGUGUCAUUGGGCAAAGUUGAAUCGGAAUUGAAGACAUGCGGCAUUAUUGAGAAUAUUUGCGUUUAUGGUGAUCCAACUAAGCAAUUUACUGUAGCGCUGGUCGUACCAAAUCAGAAGCAUCUUGAAGAAUUGGCCGAACGUCAUGGACUUCAGAAUAAAUCAUUUGAAGAUCUGUGCUCAUCACCCGUCAUGGAGAAGGCCAUACUCAAGGAAAUUGCCGAUCAUUCACGCAAAUGCAAAUUGCAAAAGUUCGAAGUGCCGGCAGCCAUAACGCUUUGCAAGGAAGUCUGGUCACCGGAUAUGGGUUUGGUGACGGCUGCCUUUAAGCUCAAGCGCAAGGAUAUUCAGGAUAGAUAUCAGCAUGAUAUUAAUCGCAUGUACGCCUCAUGAAAAUUAAUGUACUAAAUAGCAGCAAGCAGCAAUAGCAACAACAACAGCAAACAAUUAAAAGAGGAGUAGCAGAAGCAGCAGCAGCAGCAGGAGCAAUUGAAAGCUUGUGUGCCCAGCUAUAUAUAGGCAUAGAUCGCUUAGAGAAACGCCCCCCCCCACCCCCCCAAACAUAGUUUAAGUACUAAAAGAUCUAAAAGCCAAAACACACACACACACCCGAAAAUCAAAAAUGAAAGCACCUUAGCCAAGUUAUAUAAUUUAUUAAACAAAAAUUGGUUGCUUAAUUGCCUCCAUACAUAUAUUUUUUUUUGUUUUACCAAAUUUUUUGUUAAUAAAAAAAAAAGAAGGAAAGAAAAUGUAAUUCUUGAAAAGUUUUUGGUUUUCGAGUGUGAAAGAAAAGAAAACAAAACGAAUGCUGCUAAUGGUGAUGAAUGAUAGAUAAAACCUAACGACGACAACAAGAUUGACAAUGAUAAUGAUACGAUAACGAUAAAAAUGAUGAUGAUAUGAUGAUGAAUGAAUAUUAUAUGAAUGUACAGCUUUGGUUUUUAGUACAUUUUUUGUUUAUGGCAAAAGAAAUAGAAACAAACCCAUAGAAAAGAAGAAAACAAGAAACAAAAGAAACACAUUGCAUAAAUAAUACUUAUUUUUAUAGGAAAACAAUAAAAAAAAACAAUUAAACUUAAGCGGUUGCCUAAUAAUUAUGUACAUACAAUAUACAUAUACAUAUACGUUUAUGUAAACAGAACACGUAUAUUUAUCUAGUGUAGUUCUUCAAUCUAUGCUAAGUUUAAGAGUGUAUGGCAAUGUAAUGAAUUAAUUUUGAAUUGUAGCACGAAGCGAAAAACGGAAAAUGGAGCAAAAACAAAAGAAAUUAUGAAUUAAAAGCGAAAAAGGAAUACUAAAGAUACACUAAAAAACAAAACAAUAUUUACUACUAACACCUUAAAUCACUUAAGUGAUUUGAUUGCUUUUUUCUUGGACGCACCAAAAUGAAAACCCUCCAUGAAUUGUUGUUAAAUAUAUUUUAGCGCAAUUUAGUUAUGCAAUCUAAAUAAUGAUACACGUAAAACUAAAAACAAAAAAAAAACACAAAUUAGAAUUUCCUGAAUUACGAAUUAUGUCAAAAUUUUUAAAUGAAACAAACAUGAAAGACUUAGACUUACUAAACCAUAAAAAUGAAAAGCAUAACUAAAUAAAAACAACAAAAUAAGAAAGAUAACUAAAUUGUUUUUAGAUGUGUGCAAGACCGAAUAAACUUUAGUCAUAUUUUUAGUUAAACAAAAUAAAUAAAAAGAAAUAAAACAAAAAACAACAAAUA
Molecule: messenger RNA, 3942 nt
Organism: Drosophila willistoni
Lineage: Eukaryota; Metazoa; Arthropoda; Insecta; Diptera; Drosophilidae
Gene: Acsl
Product: fatty acid CoA ligase Acsl3
Exons: 11
Coding region: 474-2621 (715 amino acids)
Biological process (GO): long-chain fatty-acyl-CoA metabolic process; neuron differentiation; long-chain fatty acid metabolic process
Cellular component (GO): endoplasmic reticulum; lipid droplet; plasma membrane
Molecular function (GO): palmitoyl-CoA ligase activity
Source: RefSeq, a predicted model, not a curated record